UGUGCAUUUUUAGUACAGUGUGGUGUUCAGUAUGUCUCUGGUGUGGGUGGUCUGCAGAGUUGAUGGAGCUGUAUUUUGCUUCCAGAAUAUGCCAGUGUUACUUAUAAUGCAAGCUAACCUUUGUGUGUUUGCAAAUUAUGGUCUGGUUACUGUGUCCAUUUGCUAUGAAGGGCUUCUGGGAUGUAACCGUUUCCAGGGUUUGGCUGUAAACUACAGCUCUCUGCUGCUGGAGGAUGGAGCUGGAAUGCUGUAUGUGGCAGCCAGAGAGGCCCUGUAUGCUCUGAACUCAGCUAACAUCUCCACUAUACGCAACAACUCUUCUAUUGAUUGGGCUGCAUCUGCAGAUCAGAAGAGACAGUGCUUAAGCAAAGCAAGAGACAAUCAGACAGAAUGCUACAAUUACGUCCGGUUCCUCGAUCGAUAUAACGAGACUCAUCUCUAUACCUGUGGGACCCAUGCCUUCCGACCUCGCUGCGCAUACAUAGAUGUGGAGCGCUUCAGCUUUGUGCGCUUUGAGGAGGGCAAAGAGAAGUGUCCCUAUGACCCAGCAAAGGGCUACACUGGUCUCAUUGUAGAUGGUGAGAUGUACUCUGCCUCUCAGUAUGAGUUCCGCAGCACCCCUGACAUUCGCCGUAACUUCCCCUUCCCCAACCUGCGGACAGAGGAGGCUCCGACAAGAUGGCUUCUAGAGGCGGACUUUGUUGGCUCAGCGUUAUUGAGAGAGAGCAUCAACAGCUCCAUUGGGGACGAUGACAAACUUUAUUUCUUCUUCACGGAGAGAAACCCAGAGCAGAGCCCUUACUCCAGUCAGACCAGAGUGGCCAGAGUGACCAGGGUCUGUAAGGGUGACAUCGGAGGUCAGAGGACUCUCCAGAGGAAGUGGACAUCCUUUUUAAAAGCUCGGCUCAAGUGCUCUAUUCCUGAGUACGAGCUGCAGUUCAAUGUCCUGCGCAGUGUGUUUGUGCUGGAAGGGCCGAGCGUGCACGACAGCACCUUCUGGGGUGUGUUUGGUCUCGAAUGGAAAAACGUUAAAGCAUCUGCAGUCUGCCAGUACUCCCUCAAAGAUGUACAGGCUGCGUUUGAUGGGCCCUACAUGGAACUCCAAGACUCUAAAUGGAGGGAAUACACCGGGAAGGUUCCAGACCUUCGGCCUGGCUCAUGCAUAACUGAUCAGCACCGUGCUCAGCUCAUAAAUACGUCACGUGACCUUCCAGACAACAUACUGAUGUUUGUCCGGAGACACCCUUUAAUGGCCAGAGAAAUCCAGCCAAUAGGAGGGCGACCCCUACUGUUCAAAAAGAGUGUGGACUACACCAGAAUAGCAGUUCAUAAAGUCACUGCCUUGGAUGGGAAAAGCUAUAAUAUGCUCUUCAUUGGAACAGAUGAGGGCUGGCUGCACAGGGCUGUAGAGAUUGGAGAUCGAGUACACAUCAUUGAGGAGCUCCAGCUUUUUAAGGAGUCACAACCCAUAAACAACAUGGUUAUUUCACAUAAACAGAAGAGUGUAUAUGUAAGUGCUGCGUCUGGAGUGGUGCAGGUGCCUCUGUCUGCCUGUAUGCGGUACACCUCAUGCUACGACUGCGUGUUUGCUCGAGAUCCAUUGUGUGGCUGGGACGGAAGACAGUGUGCUGAAAUAUCAUCCUAUGCUGAUAAGUCUAACCUGACUCAGGACAUUCAGAUGGGUAACAGAGGGUGCGAUGACAUCACAGCUGAUGGUUUAGUGUCCCAUCGCACUCGUUCAGUGAUGACGGGAGACGAUGUGCUCUUGCAGUGCGAGCUUCGCUCCAACUUGGCAGUUCCACGCUGGACGCUGAACGGUGAGCAGUUGCAGGGUUACGGCACUGACACAGGCUACCGGACCGGCAUUGAUGGACUGCUCAUCAUUGGAGCUCAGAGCAGGCAGAGUGGUCACUACCGCUGUUAUGCUGUGGAGAAUGCCGUUUGGGUUCCUAUUUGCAGCUACAUGGUGAGGGUGCAACCUGCACCUCCAGCUUCACAUCAUCUACCAACAGACCCAACCGCACUACCAGAGAGUUUCUUCACCACUACUAGUGCAGUACCUGUCACACCCACUAGUGGCCCCACUGAGCAGCCCCUGCACUCCCCACCUGCUGCCCUGCCUUCUGGGCCUGAGUUUCAAACCAACCGCCACAUGGAGGCCAUGUACAUUUCUUUGGUGGCUGUGUUGGGAGGACUCUGUCUUGUGCUAACCGUGGUUCUGCUGUAUGUUAGCUUCUGUGCACAUAGUGCCCCUGCUGGCAGGAAGUAUUCUCAGCAAGGGCUGGCAGUCACUGCAGCCACAGAGAGAAGGCGGAGCUCCCAUUUGGAGCUGAAGACCAUCUCUAGUCACUGCAAUGGAAGAGCCGAUGGGCGUGGUAGAGCAGCAUCAACAGACGGAGCGUUCCUGCAGAUAGUUCCAGGGGAAGGCCAAGCUAGCCCUAGCAAGGAGCCACCUCCAGCACCUCCACUGCCCAUGCCACCACCCCUGCCAUCUACAGACUACACAAACGGCCUCUCAGCCACAUUACCCAGUGUCUUAAGGAAGAUGAAUGGGAACAGCUACGUUCUUCUGAGGCAGGCAGACUCAGAGAUGACCUCACCACUUUACCAUUCCUUCACAGAAGAGCUCAACAGAAUCUUAGAGAAGAGGAAACACACACAGCUUGAUCUCCAGCCAGACGAGAGCUCUGUGUAGCUCUGUUUCCCUCUGAUACAUGUAGCGACCCCUUAUGGUGGGAAGCGUAAUGUUACAACUGCUAAGAAGCUGUGUUUUAUUCAAAUAAUAUACCCGUGAUGGUGUAUGUUUUGUGCUGUUUUUGCACUCUAUCCUCAUGUACACCUCCAGUAUAUCUAAACUGAAGCUGUUGUGUAUGAUGAUCUGGCUUUGUUUUUUAAUGUGGACCUUGUGGACUAUUAUGACACUGAUUAGUUUGUGAAACACAUAUUUAUUUUAUUGAGAAUGGCUGAGGACCAACCCUGGAUGGAGAUGAUAUGCUGUAAGAAAUGCUGGGAAACAGACUGAGGCUGGUUCCCAGAGCAAGAACUUGCAAACUGAACAAUAGAACUAAAACCACACAAAGGAAAUGACUUAAACGUCCACAGUGUUAGAUCCAGAAGUUCCUAUUUAUAUUUACAGUGUUCUGCAUUCAAAUGUUGAUUGCAAUGUAAAUGCAUAGCUAAUCAAUGUGAUAUUCAUAGAAAUAGUCAAAUUAGUAAACUGAGAAACUUU
Colossoma macropomum (tambaqui) is the source of this 3229-nucleotide messenger RNA. It is a transcript of the gene sema4gb, whose product is annotated as sema domain, immunoglobulin domain (Ig), transmembrane domain (TM) and short cytoplasmic domain, (semaphorin) 4Gb. Gene Ontology annotation, biological process: axon guidance; semaphorin-plexin signaling pathway; negative regulation of axon extension involved in axon guidance. The transcript has 14 exons. Lineage: Eukaryota; Metazoa; Chordata; Actinopteri; Characiformes; Serrasalmidae. Gene Ontology annotation, molecular function: chemorepellent activity; semaphorin receptor binding. The record is from RefSeq and is a predicted model, not a curated record. Bases 32 to 2695 code for a protein of 887 amino acids.